Trichoderma aggressivum f. europaeum is the source of this 798-nucleotide messenger RNA. RefSeq lists its product as uncharacterized. The transcript has a single exon. Gene Ontology annotation, molecular function: deoxyribose-phosphate aldolase activity. Bases 1 to 798 code for a protein of 265 amino acids. Gene Ontology annotation, biological process: deoxyribonucleotide catabolic process; carbohydrate catabolic process. NCBI's taxonomy places the organism in Eukaryota, Fungi, Ascomycota, Sordariomycetes, Hypocreales, Hypocreaceae. The record is from RefSeq and is a predicted model, not a curated record. Gene Ontology annotation, cellular component: cytoplasm.
AUGACCCUCACCAACCCUCCCCCAACCCUCACCAUCUCCCUCCCCCAAAUCGCCCAGCUCAUCGACCACUCCCUCCUCCACCCCACCCUCUCCGACGCCGACCUCCGCGCCGGCCUCCUCCUCGCCCGGUCCUCCUCCGUCGCCUCCGCCUGCGUCAAGCCCUACGCCGUGCCCCUCGCCCGCGCCCUCCUCGCCGGCUCCCCCGUCCGCGUCUGCACCGUCGUCGGCUUCCCCCACGGCUCCUCCUCCGCCUCCGUCAAAAUCACAGAGGCCGCCGAGGCCGUCUCCUCGGGCGCCACCGAGAUCGACAUGGUCGUCAACGUCGGCAAGGCCCUCGGCGGCGACUGGGCCUACGUCGAGCACGAGGUCGAGGCCGUCAACCGCCUCGUCACCGCAAAGGGCGCCAUCCUCAAGGUCAUUUUCGAAAACGACUUUUUGCAAGACGACCACAUCGUCCGGCUUUGUCAAAUCUGCACCGACUUGGGCGUGGCUUUCGUCAAAACCAGCACGGGCUAUGGCUUCGUCAAGCAGCCCAACGGGUUUUAUAGCUACCGCGGCGCUACGCCCCAUCACCUCAAGCUCAUGAGGAAACAUGCCGGCCCAAAGGUGCAGAUCAAGGCCGCGGGCGGCGUCAGAACUCUGGAUGAGCUCAUCUAUGUCGUGUCGCUGGGAGUAACGAGAAUCGGUGCCAGCGCUACCGAGGCAAUCCUGGAAGAGGCCAGGGCGAGAGGCAUCGGUGAGGCUGAAGUUGAAGUUGAAGUCAAGGUCCCUUCAAGUCUGCAGGAUGGAACAUAUUGA